AUGUCUGAAGCUCAGGAGACCCCAGCUAGUGGCGAGAUGGACGCGGAAGAUGCAAUGCGCGAGAUGAUGGGUUUCAGCUCGUUCACCACUCGCCCCAAGAAUCGAUCGGAAACCACCUCUGCACACCUCCCAUCACAGGCACCAGCAGUGUCGACCCGAUCGGCCAACAACCAAGAUUUCUCUACUGGAUCCAAGCCAACUGCUACAAGCACACUUCGGUCUACAGAGCUAGCUCAAGGCCAACAGCAGCAGAUGACGACUGUCCCGACACCAGAUAUUGUACCAUCAUUUCCUACCCAGCAACAAGCGAUCUACGUGUUCACAUCUCCGCAAACCGGCAUAUCCUACACAAAGCAGGAGCUCGAUGAAUGGUCGCGAGGCAAACUCAACGAUCAAGGUGAUAAGGUCUACUUCAAACCCGGUUUCGUUGACGAAGAUCCUUGGUCUCGACUUCGGAAGAGAGGAGAGACGAAGAGCAACAAUAGCGAAGGUAUGGGGAAGACAGCUGUACAGAAGGCAAGAUGA
Molecule: messenger RNA, 525 nt
Organism: Cladophialophora yegresii CBS 114405
Lineage: Eukaryota; Fungi; Ascomycota; Eurotiomycetes; Chaetothyriales; Herpotrichiellaceae
Exons: 2
Coding region: 1-525 (174 amino acids)
Source: RefSeq, a predicted model, not a curated record